Messenger RNA from Phaeodactylum tricornutum CCAP 1055/1, 1254 nucleotides. RefSeq lists its product with no specific name. The transcript has 2 exons. Gene Ontology annotation, molecular function: antiporter activity. NCBI's taxonomy places the organism in Eukaryota, Bacillariophyta, Bacillariophyceae, Surirellales, Neidiaceae. The coding region runs from base 1 to 1254 and encodes 417 amino acids. Gene Ontology annotation, biological process: transmembrane transport; sodium ion transport. Gene Ontology annotation, cellular component: membrane. The record is from RefSeq and is a predicted model, not a curated record.
AUGAUUGGAAUCUUUGUACUCGGCUACAUGGGCAUUAUUUUCGAAGAAGUCUUUGAAUUUAAUAAAGCCGGCGUCGCGCUCUUGAUGAGCACCGGAUUAUGGGUGACCUACGCGGACUUUUACAACAGUGCCGGUACGGCGUCCACGGCUGUACUGGAGCAACUGGCGGAACAACUCUCGGAAGUAUCCGAUAUUUGCUUUUUCCUCCUGGCCGCUUCGACAAUUGUGGAAGUGGUGGACGCCCAUCAAGGGUUCAAAGUUGUCACCAACCAAAUAAAGACCACUUCCAAAAAGUCUCUGUUUUGGACCAUUGGAUUCCUGACCUUCUUUUUGUCGGCCAUUCUUAAUAACUUGACCAUCACAAUUGUCAUGGUCAGUCUACUGCGCAAGCUCGUGCCCAACGUAGAUGAUCGUCGUUUAUUCGGAGCCAUGGUUGUCGUGGCGGCCAACGCUGGUGGUGUUUGGACGCCAAUCGGGGACGUGACCACGACCAUGCUAUGGAUUAACAAUCAACUAUCAACGAUUCCGACCGUUCUCGAUCUCUUUCUACCGUCGCUAGCAUGCUUGGUAGCUUCCUUGGCCUUUUUGGUCAACAAGGUGGAAGAAGACGACUCUUUAAAGGCAUCGACACUACCGGAACCGACCCCGUUGUCGCAACGUGGGCAGUUGGUCUUCUACAGUGGAAUUGCCGCUCUGUUAUCGGUGCCUGUCUUUAGCGAACUGACAGGACUGCCACCGUAUCUGGCCAUGUUAACGGGUCUUGGGGCCAUGUGGACCCUGACCGACAUCAUUCACAUGGGAGACAAAGAGGAAGGGCUCAAAGUGCCGGCGGCCUUGUCCAAAUUAGAUACAUCCGGCAUUCUAUUUUUCCUCGGAAUUCUCAUGAGUAUUGGCGCAUUGGACAAGAGCGGCUUGCUCAAAAGUCUAGCCGUCUUUCUGUCGGACAACUUGCCCAGUCUCGAUAUUAUUGCUACCGUUAUUGGUAUCGCAUCGGCCUUGAUCGAUAACGUUCCGUUGGUCGCGGCAACCAUGGGUAUGUAUGAUCUAUCCGAAUAUGGUACGGACGAUAAACUCUGGCAGUUGAUCGCGUUGUGUGCUGGUACAGGGGGUUCCAUUCUAGUAAUUGGCUCCGCCAGUGGCGUGGCCCUCAUGGGACUGGAGAAGGUGGACUUUUUGUGGUACGCCAAGAAUGGUACUUCGCCGGAAUUGCAACAUAUUUGGCCCAGUACGCAAUCUUUCACGGUGAUCUGCUGA